GAGUUUUUUCAUGGUGUCGCUUUUUCACUGAUCAACGAAAAUGUUUAAAUGUCUAGUGACAUUGAACAUCUGUCAAGGCACGUUAAGGAUGUGUCACUGGGGUACUUACUAUCGAAAAAGUAUGGCAUCAUAACCAAUUUGAAUCUUGAAAAUGUCACGACACUACUCGGCAUUCCAAUAUGAGGCAGCUUACAAACCAACGUCUCUCAGAAACUGGGAAGUUCCAAAGUUUUAUUGUGACAAAGCUUUUCAGAGAUUUGGCCAAACCAGAAUUAUUGCGAAUUCAAGAGGACAUCUUCUGCCUGGAGUAACCCGACCACAAGGAAAUCCAUGGGGAUCAUUUAUUGGUACAUGGGACAUGCCGAAAUACAUCAACAGAAAAAUGGCAGACUCGUUAAAUGGAACCGAGGCGGCCAAGGAAAUUAAAAAAUGUAGGAGAAAUCGAGUACAUCAGGAAAAACAUAGUCUUGAUCCUAGGAAAAAUUUAAACAAAUUGAUACCCAUCGAUGAUAGUGAUAAUCCACCGCAAAAUAUAACAGUUCCUAAUGUUUCGGAAGAAGACUCUAAAAUUAUCCCCGAAAAGGAUAUUAUUGCUAAAGAAAAAGUACACGCAGAAGGUCAACCGUUUCCUCAGAAGAGGAUUUUGUGCCCCAUACACGAUUUGUAUGAUUCUGGUAAAUAUAAAUAAAAUGGUAUGCAGUACGA
Messenger RNA from Leptinotarsa decemlineata (Colorado potato beetle), 705 nucleotides. RefSeq lists its product as uncharacterized. Lineage: Eukaryota; Metazoa; Arthropoda; Insecta; Coleoptera; Chrysomelidae. The record is from RefSeq and is a predicted model, not a curated record.